Brassica oleracea var. oleracea is the source of this 1258-nucleotide messenger RNA. RefSeq lists its product as uncharacterized. The record is from RefSeq and is a predicted model, not a curated record. Bases 216 to 1004 code for a protein of 262 amino acids. Gene Ontology annotation, cellular component: membrane. Gene Ontology annotation, biological process: protein ubiquitination. NCBI's taxonomy places the organism in Eukaryota, Viridiplantae, Streptophyta, Magnoliopsida, Brassicales, Brassicaceae. Gene Ontology annotation, molecular function: zinc ion binding; ubiquitin-protein transferase activity. The transcript is spliced from 8 exons.
ACGGGAAAAAUCUUGGAAGUUGUCUGUUGUCUAUCUUCCCCAGAUUUGUUUUUGUUUUGAAAGCAAAACCACAACUUCUUUGCGUCUCUGCUUACAUUCCUCCCGAUAUUUCUGCUCUUAAAUCAAGGACAAGAAAGCUUCCUGCUCACUCUAUAAAACCCUUCUCUUCUUGAACAUUUCCAGGUGUUUUUUCUUGAUUUUUUUGUGAGGCUGAGAUGAGUGAACACAUGGUGGUAUAUGUCGACCGACUGAUGCAGCCGGUUCCGUCAACUCCCGUUGAGUCUGAAACACCUGAGCCGUCUUGCAUCAUGGAGGAUAAUGCAGUUGAUAUCUACGAGGGAGAGAAAGAGGAGGAUCCACUGGUUUGGUGGGGGGAGUGUCGUAUUUGUCAGGAGGAAUCUGCUAUUAAGAAUCUCGAGAGCCCAUGUUCUUGCAAUGGAAGCCUAAAGUACGCUCACAGAAAAUGUGUUCAACGUUGGUGCAAUGAAAAGGGAAACACUAUAUGCGAGAUCUGUCAUCAGCCAUACCAAGCUGGCUAUACCUCUCCACCACCUCCACCCCAGUCUGAUGAAACUACUAUUGACAUUGGAGGGGGAUGGACAAUCUCAGGUCUGGAUUUAGACCAUCCAAACCUACUUGCAAUCGCAGAAGCUGAACGUCAGAUUCUAGAGUUGGAGUAUGAUGAUUAUACAGAACCAGAUACUACUCUAGCUGCAUUUUUCCGCAUAUCUGCUCUUAUUAUGAUGACUCUUCUAUUGCGAUAUGCACUGACUAUACCAGAUUAUGCAGAUGGCGAAGAGGAGGACCCUUCUUCAAUACUUUCUCUUUUCUUACUCCGAGCUGCUACUUUUCUUCUUCCUUGCUACAUCAUGGCAUCAGCUAUUAAUAUCUUGCAUCAGCGAAGACAAAGACAGGAAGCAGAAGCUUUAGCCACCCGGUUUGCGUUGGUACUCAGUUCACGUCAACCUAGAGACAUGGUUAAUUAUUUGUCUAUGGAGCCUUGAUUUACACCACAAUUUAGUGGAAUAACACUUUUCUAAUGAAAUUACCGAGUCAUGUGUGGUGUAAUGCAUCAUAUAUAGAAUCUACAAGAAGGUCCUUCUGAGUCGGCUUUCUCACAAGUUAAAGCGUGACGAAGGAGUGUCCUAACUUAGUGCAUGGUUCUUUUUUAAAACUUAGCGAAUCUAAGAUAAGAUUCGUGCCAUCCAAUGUAUGUAGUAGAAUUUAGAGUUUCUGAUUUUGUGCAUUGUAUAAUCUG